This is a messenger RNA of Apis mellifera (honey bee), 1096 nucleotides long. Its product is annotated as vascular endothelial growth factor A-A. Bases 597 to 998 code for a protein of 133 amino acids. Gene Ontology annotation, cellular component: membrane. The transcript is spliced from 3 exons. Gene Ontology annotation, biological process: hemocyte migration. NCBI's taxonomy places the organism in Eukaryota, Metazoa, Arthropoda, Insecta, Hymenoptera, Apidae. Gene Ontology annotation, molecular function: growth factor activity. The record is from RefSeq and is a predicted model, not a curated record.
CAAGACGUUCAACUGAGACUUUCCUGUUGCCAGAAGUGUAUUUAUACAUGGAAGAACUUGCACACAUAGUCUACGCAAGGUAUAUGCACAUCGGUAGAGAUUCAUGCAUUCAAAAAGCGAAGAGAAAGAAGAAAUACGAUGAAAGGAAAAAAUGAAAGAAAAAGCCAAUUGAUGAGGAAAGGAGAACUAGUCAUGCGACGUAACAUGGUUUCAGUUCGAACAGGAGGCAGGACCCACUAGUUGUAAUUAUAGUUAUCUUCGUGAUGUUCUUGGAAUGCUUUGCUUCAAAUCCUUCUCGAGCUUACCAAGAAAUAAGAGAGAGACAAUACGAAACGCUAUAGAAUGAGACAAAAUAAUAAGAUGAGAAGUAGAUCAACGAAGAAAGAAGAUGAGAAAUCAGAAAAAGAGGGGGAUGCAGAGGGCAUCGGGCCGAGGAUGAAAGUAACAUAUAUAUAGAGAGGAAGAAAGAAUUCAGAUCGCAGUUCUUAGUCCCAGACAAUUGUGAAUGAGAUCUAAGCAAACAUACAGAUUUACGUUUAAUAUAAUAAUAUAAUAUUUAUAUUUAUUAACUUAGUAGUUAUUUAAUAUUGAAAAAAAUGAAAAAAUAUAUUCUAUUGUUAUUUUCUAUUCAUUUCACUUUUGCUUCAAUCGGCAAAUAUCAUAGGGAUAAUGGAUUUUUGAAUCAUGUACAAUUAGUACAUGAAUUUCGCUGCUCCAUGCCUCAACCAAGAGCUGUACCAGUUGCAGAACUUCUUACUGUUGGUCCUAAUUCUGACGAAGUCUUCUAUCCUGCUUCUACUGUUCUAAAACGUUGUGAUGGAGCUGGAUGUUGUUCGGAUUAUAAACAAAUUUGUGCACCUAUCGAAACUAGAAAUGUUAGUCUUGUUUUUAUGGUAAAACACAUGAUUGAUCGACAACGUGACAGGCAUCACGAAGUGAUACAUGCUUUAGAACAUACAAAAUGUGGAUGUAUCAACAAAAAAAAUUAUAAAAUUUGAUUAAUUCUUUCUAAAAUUUUUCUUAAAGUAAUGCUGAAAAAUUUUUGUUAUUAGAAUAUUAUAAGUAGUUAUUUAGUUUUUUGCUAAAAAAGUUUAAA